This is a messenger RNA of Entrophospora sp. SA101, 609 nucleotides long. The record is from the annotation of a GenBank genome assembly. NCBI's taxonomy places the organism in Eukaryota, Fungi, Glomeromycota, Glomeromycetes, Entrophosporales, Entrophosporaceae.
AUGUGGAUAAAAUCAUGUAUUAAACCAUUUCUUAAACAAUCUUUAUUUAAUAAUAAAAACAUAAUAAUUGAUAAUAAUACAACGAACAAAUUAUUUACAUUUACUACAAUUAUUAAUAAUAAUAUUAGAUUUUUAUCAACUUUGAGAACAGAAUCAAUUAAUAAUGAUAAAUUUACUACUAGUAAUAAUGUUUUAAUUCCAGAAAAUAAUUACAUUAUUAGGCCAAGAGGUGUACGUUCAGCUCUCUCAACAAAGUAUGCUCAAAACCAAUUUAUUAUUGUUGAUAAAAUUAAAUUGAAAACACAUAAAACAAAAGAUCUUCUAUCAAUAUUGGAGAAGAAUGCCUGGGAUCCAUUUGGAAAAAACCAGACUGAAGGAAAUGAUGCUCAACAAAGGAUUAAUAGAGUAGAAGGUCAUUCCAUUUUAUUUUUAACCAGAGAACAUAAAAAGGAAUUAGACUUGGCUUCAAGAAAUUUACAAAAAGUUCAUGCCUUGACUGCCAACGAAAUUUUCGAAAUGGGCGAGGUUUAUAAUAUUUUAGGUCAUGAAGUAUUGAUAAUUGAAAAAGAUGCAAUUCAAGAUUUUGAAAAUUUGUUGAGACCUUUGUAA